AUGGAUUUCCGUGUAAGGGAAAUGGAAUCGAAAUUACAUAUGGGGUUGGACAAUGUUCUCAUGGUUGGAAUAUGGGGCAUGGGAGGAAUCGGUAAAACAACCAUAGCUAAAGCUGUUUAUGACCGUAUCUAUGGUGAAUUUGAAUGUUGUUGCUUUCUUCAAGGUGUUACAGAAGUUGCAAGUAAACCUGGAUUAGGUCUUUCACAUUUACAGGAGCAACUUCUUUCUAAACUACUGAAGGAAGGAAUUCAAAAAAUAAGAACUCUAGGUGACAAUUUUGAUGUAAUAAAGAACAGGUUCCAAUACAUGCGUGUUCUUAUUGUUCUUGAUGAUGUGGAUGAUAUAAAACAGUUGAGAGCCUUAGCUCGAGAGCAUGAAUGCUCUCACAACAAUGUGGUCAACAAGCUCUCACACAAUGUGGUCAAGUAUGCUCAGAAUGUUCCUUUAGCUCUGGAGGUUCUUGGUUGCCACUUAGCUGGCAAGAAUGAACUUGAAUGGCUAGACGAAUUGCACCAACUUGAAAUGUGUCCUCCAAAAGGAAUUAAUGAUGUGCUUAAAAUAAGUUUUGAUAGACUUGAUAAUCGUUUCCAAAGGGAUAUGUUUCUUGAUAUUGCAUGUUUCUUUAAGGGGGAGGACAAAGAUUAUGUUGUCAAAGUAUUUGAAGGCUGCGGGUUCUUCCCACAUGCUAAUCUAAGAGUUCUCAUUGAUAAAUCUCUCAUCUCCAUUUUAGAUAAUAAACUUUGGAUGCAUGAUUUAGUACAACAAAUGGGAUGGGAAAUUGUUCGUCAACCUGAAACUGAUCCAGGCAAAUGGACCAGAUUGUGGGAUCAUAAUGAUGUCCUCACUUCGUUUGCAAACAAUACAGUGGCGGAAGUUGUGGGCAUAAUCCUAGAUUUGUCUAAAAUAGAGAACUUGCACAUUAACACUGAAGUCUUCGAGAGGAUGACCAAACUUAGAUUGCUUAAGGUUUGCUAUGCUCACAAAUCUGGAGGCUUUGAAUACCUUAUCCCCAAAAAACAGCACUUUGCUAACAUCAAGUCUCUCCAAAGGCAACAAAUGAAGUAAGAAUACCUUUUAGACUCAAAUGUGACUCUUUCUAGGGACUUUCUUACUUUAUCGAAUGAUUUGCGAUGCUCUAUUGCAUGAUAUCCCAUUGAAACUUUGCCACCUCAUUUUUAAUCCCACAAAACUUGUUGAACUUAACAGUCAUACAGCAACAUGACAGAGUUUUUGACAGAAGAGGAAGAAAUUUGAUAAAUUGAAGUUCAUCAAACUAAGUCAUUCCCAGAAACUCAUUAGGACACCGGAUUUCACAGGGAUGCCAAACCUUGAGAUAAUAAUUCUUCAAGGCUGCACAGAAUUAACUGAGGUUCACUCCUCUCUGAGUUCUCUUAGAAGCCUCCCUCAAAUUAUUAAAUCUGAAAGACUGCUCAAAUCUUCAAAAUUUUCCUAGUGAAAUUCGUACAUCUUCUCUUGAGAUCCUCAUACUGUCUGGAUGCUCAAAGCUUCAGACAUUUCCUGCGAUCAAGGGUGAUAUGGACCGCUUGUCAGAGCUUUAUCUAGAUGACACUGCUAUACAAGCACUACCUCCAUCUAUUGAAAAGCUUACGGGCCUUGUUCUUUUGAGUGCCAGGAAUUGUGCACAUCUACAACUCCUUCCUUGUAACUUUGGUAAUGGUUUAAAGCAUCUGAGAACUAUUUACUUUUCUGGCUGCUCUCAUCUUAAUCAAUUGCUAGAGAAGUUGGAGAAGUUGGAAAAUUUGGAAGAACUUGAUGUAGGUGGAACGAAAAUAACACAUCCACCACUCUCCAUAUGCUCUUUUGUGAAGCUUAAAAUGCUGUCCUUCCACAGAUGUGAAGGAUUUCCAUUUGUAAACAUCAGAGGAACCAUGCAGGAAGAAUUAGAUAGGGACAAUAUCAGAAAAUGUUUUUUUAGAAAUUUAUCCUAUUUAACAAGUCUAGAUUUAAGCUACUGCAAUUUGGAUGAUGUGUCAAUCCCUACGGAAUUGGGAAUGUUAUACUCU
Jatropha curcas is the source of this 2024-nucleotide messenger RNA. Lineage: Eukaryota; Viridiplantae; Streptophyta; Magnoliopsida; Malpighiales; Euphorbiaceae. The record is from RefSeq and is a predicted model, not a curated record.